CUCUCUGUCUUCCCUAGGCUGAUACAAGGAAGGUUCCAUUGGAGAAUCAGUCUGUUAAAAGUUCAAGCGAGCCAGUGGAAGCAGUCAUCAGUAUAAGUGAAGAAGCUAAGAAACUGCGAACUAGUCCCAUUGUAAAUAGUGUACAGAAAUCACCCAGCAAAACAGCACACUCUGCUGUGAACAUGAAUCCUCCAUCACCGGCCUCAGAUCCUGUGUCCCUGAAGAACAAAGUCAUAGUGGCUGUGCCACCCAUGUUAACAAAAAACUGCUCCAUGAUAGAUUCUGAUGUCAUGUGCCCUCCACAUUUAGAUGCAAUAUCUAAAGACAAUAAUUCUGGUGCUAUCUCUGAUGAAGAUACCCUGGACAGGCUGAAAAAGACUGCAGAAAACAUUGUUGCUGAUGUUACAAAGGAAGAUGAAGAGCCAAAGAAGAGUGUGGAAACGCAAGUGGAGACCUCAAACCAUGAUGAAUGGUUUUACCGAGAUCCGCAGGGAGAUGAACAAGGGCCAUUUUCCACAGAAGAGAUGUCAGAGUGGUUUUCAGUUGGUUACUUUGCUAUGAAACUCAUGGUUAAAAGAAGCUGUGAUGAUUAUUACCAACCUCUUGGUGAACUGGUAAAAAGAUGUGGGAGGGUGCCUUUUCUUGCUGGGCCUCCUAUCCCACCUUUCAAAACUAAUGUAGUGAAUUCAGUGAGUCCAAACAUUGAGAUGGAUUUAGCAGCAGCACCAGCAGGUCCCCCGGUGACAUUAGCACCUCAACCCAUAGUCAGCCAAUCCCUUUCACCCGUAGUUACCAGUGGUAUAUCGACUGCAGGCAGUCCCAGUCCAACAUCAAUCCAUCCCACUCUGGCAGGUAUGGCGCCACCAGUGCCACAGGUCCCCAAUCAACAGCCUGCACAGCCUCCAGUCUCUGCACAAGAGCAGAUGGCAUUAAUACAUCAGUACAUGUUCCAACAGCAACAGCAACAAAUAUUCCAGCAUCAGUGGUUCAGACACUUCCAAAUGCAAAUGGUGCAACAAUUGCAGCAGCAGCAGCAACAUCCACAUCAGGCUGUUCCACAACCUCCUCCACCACAACUCUCUCAUAUUGACCUCUCCGAUCCAGCUGUUGCCAGUAAGAUGAUGUCAAUUCCAGACCAACAGGUGAUGAUGCAGCUACUGAAAUCUCAACCGAUUAUCUUGUCUGGUCAACAGCCACCACUCUUGGCACAGCAGCCACCCCACCCACCACCAGGAGUUGCUACAUUUAGCGCCCCACAUCCUGAAGCUUCAGUCCCACAGCAAUCAGUAUUCCAUCGCUCUUUCUCGCAGCCUGCUGAUUCCACAGAAAACGAAGAAACAUCAAUAUGGGGCAAUUCUGUCGGUUCAGAUAACUGGUCACAGCCAACAAGUGUUUGGGAUUUGGCCCCUACAGGGCCGCCUGCAGGUUUACCACUUCCAAGUGAGCUUCCUCCAGGAAAAGUUAUCAAUGUACAGGAACAUGAAGAGAUGGAACGGAAGGAGAUAGAAGAGAAAGAGCGAAAGGAAGAGGAACUGCGCAAGUUGGAGGAGCUACGCAGACAGGAAGAACAGCUACGGCGUGAGAAGGAAGAAUUUGAGAGGGAGAAGGAAGAAAUUAGGAGACAGAAAGAAGAGCUUGAAAUGAAGAAAAACCAUGAGUUGCAAUUGUUAUUAUUAUUAUUAUUAUUAUUAUUGUUAUUAUUAUUAUUAUUAUUAUUUUGUUUCUUGCAGCAAGAAGAGGUGGAACGUAGGAAGCAACAGAAGAGGCAACAGGAACUAGAGGAGCAGCGCAAGCAGGAGGAGCAGCGCAAGCAGGAAGAGCAACGCAAACAGGAGGAACAGCGCAAGCAGGAGGAGCAGCGCAAGCAGGAAGAGCAACGCAAACAGCAGCAGGAAGAGCAACGCAAGCAGGAGGCUCAGAAGCAGAAGGAUAUUCUCAAACAACAGCAGCACCAGGAACAGCUGCGCAAGCAGAAAGAACAGAAGGAACAGGAAGAACUGAAGAAGCAGCAGCAACUUGAGCAGCAGCGAAAACAAGAGCAGGAGCAGCGGCUGCAGCAACAGCAGCAGCAACAACACGAGGCAUUACGCAAGGUGAAGCAGCAACAGAAGGAACAGCUGGCCAAAAUACAACUCCCUGCUGGUGCCAACUGGGCUAAAAAUAAUUCCUCUGCUACUAACCUAUCUCAAAGUCAAACCAUUUCCCUUGCUGAAAUUCAACAACAAGAAGAAAUUGAACGGAAAAAAGAAAACCAACGAAAAUCUGAAGCUAAACAAUUGCAACAACAGCAACAACAGCAGCAGCAGCAGCAGCAGCAACAGCAGGCUGUGGCAGCACACACACAGCAAACAAAAAUCUGGGCCAAUAACAAGUUCGUUUCUCAUUUCUCUUUGAAUUACUUUCCCAUUGUCAAACUCUACAUUCCUUUUGUCUCUCUCUUACUGCUUCUACAAUCUUUCUUUUCACAUCUAGAUUCCUUUCUUUUAAAUUGUCCUGUUAUUUGUUAUUAGAGAAUGUAUUUAUGA
Molecule: messenger RNA, 2525 nt
Organism: Octopus bimaculoides (California two-spot octopus)
Lineage: Eukaryota; Metazoa; Mollusca; Cephalopoda; Octopoda; Octopodidae
Cellular component (GO): cytosol
Molecular function (GO): protein binding
Source: RefSeq, a predicted model, not a curated record